AUUGCCAGAUGCAGUCAGUAGCAGAGGGAAGAGUCGGACUGCACGCUGCACUGGUAUCGCAGUAUGCAAACCUCAACUUGACAAAAUGGUUGCAAUGUGAUGACUAAAAUCGGAUACAGCAAACAAGAAAAGGCUACAAAAGUUGAGCGCCGUGUGAUAUCGUCGAAGCAGGGAAUAAUUUAUAAUUCCAACGCAGCGAGUGAAAUCAGACUGUCGGAGCCGCGCUGGGUUACUCAAGAGUGCAAAGCGGGACAGAAAAAAGUUUACGAUUCUUUUUGCAGUGCCAGUUCUGUGGAAGUUCGCUGAUGAAUAUACUUCACCUGUACUUUUGACAACAGUGGACAACUCAAACUGUACUUUGCAUUGCGCUGUAAGUAAGUAUUUCUGCAAUUAUCGAUAAAGUGAACCACUUGAUUAAAAAAAGUUCGAUGUUAACUGGAGGUCGGCGAAAGCUUGCGACCACGACUCCAAUCGCUCUCUUUACUGUCUCCUCUCGCAGCAGAAUUGUCCAGUUCUCAAUCCGCGACUCUCCUAUUCCCGGGAAUAAUUUGUUUUUGUACUCUUGUCCGGGGCAGCAGAGAGGGAUCGACACACUUGUUGGGGACGGCAAAUCGUGUUGAUUGUGCGUGACGACUUGCGGCCGCUUCAAAAAUCGUUUCGAGCAUAAACAGCAAAAAGCGAGCUGCGGGAUCUGCCGUGAGAGAAUGUUUCUGGAGAUCCACACGGCGUUUCAUCUAGUCAAUGGGAACAGAGCUUGGAUUCCAGAAUCGAGCCCAUAAAAUAAUACGUUUGUCAUAUCGCAUCUGCUGGAAUUGCAAGUGGGGGAUCAUAGUGCAAUUGAAAAUUAGAAGCUACCUAUCACUGAGUUCAGUGUAUCUUAAGUGUUGCCACUGCUUGCAUUCGGGAAAAACCAGACACUGAUAUACACGAUUAUAGUGCAAAAUAUUUUAUCACGGAUGCAUGACAAAUUAAGGCGUAGUUAAUAUAUGGGAUUCUACGGUAUUAAUUUUUUUCUGACCUGAAAUGAAAGGAUUUAGCCCGUGAUUUAUUAUAUGGCCAUGCGUGGUAAAAAGUAAUGCCGGCAACUCCCAGCCGUUGCAAUAAAACUGUGCACGUCGACUCAUCUUUUCGAGAGCAACGAUAAACUUAUGAAUGUAAUUUGCAAGUGAAGAAGGAAAAUGAAACAAUUAAGGGGAUAUUGAGCAAACCCCCACUCUCAGUUUUCAUUCUUGUAAAUGCAUUGUGGAAGUCAAUAAUCAAGGUUUGUGCUUUAGGCAACCCACCCCCCCCACUCCCCAAACGCCUGCCGGCAAGACAAGAACUAAAGUCAAGAUUGUAAGAAAUAAUUUUGCACACUCUUGCAGCGACUCUCACUCCCACCUACACAAUCGUAAGGAAACGCGAAUGGAGACCCAGAGCCUUUAUGGGAAUUACAGCGCGCGGUCCGGACUCGAAGCAGGCGGAGGCGGCGUGCAGCGCCAGGGGGCGGCGUUCGAAAGCGUCUUCCACGCGGCGUGCGCGCGCGACCGCAGCCUGCAGCGCGUCUCCGAGCCGUCGGCGGGGGCGAGCGGGCCAGGUGCCCCUGAGCUGGCCGUGGCCACGCCUCGGGGACGCGCGGAAUGCGAGGGCUUCGGCGCUUUUUACGAGGCCGCGUGCCGCCAGAGCGCCGCCAUCUUGGGCCAGCAGCCAGACGAGGUGGCGGUUGGCGGCGGCCGAGGAGGUUACGGGCACUCGCCGUACAUCGUGCGGACUCUCUUCAGCACCUCGGUCGAUGUGUGCCCCGAGCGAGAGAAAGGCGACGGCUGCCGCUGCGAUGGCCAUGACUUCGAAGACCGCGAGCUGGCCGGGGACUACACCCCAGAGACGGAGUUCAUCGGCAGUUGCUCUUACUCCCUUACCAACGACACAGCCCGGGAGCUUUGUAAGGCUGUCUCGGUUUCCAUGGGCCUCCACAUUGACAGCAAUGAGCUGGGUGAACUACAUUCUCCCUUUGGCCCUAACAGUAGCCAGAGUAAGAGAGACUGCAUGUUCUCUUUCCCUUCCAAUAACAGCAACACAGCGAUCACCAUAGAUACUGCAAUGGCAGUUCCCAGUGACGACCCGUGCCCUGGCUCUCAAAAUAUGAGGUUAGCCAGCAGACUGGAAGCUGGCAACGAGCUCGAUCGAGGGCAACGUAGGGAGUCGGAAAACAGUGAGUAUUCCACGGAGUACGACGUAUCCCAUUCAAGGAGAGAGUCCAUUUGUAGAGGGUUAGUUGAAGACUCCACUGGUAAUGAAUGCGUCACUGGGGCUGAAGAAGCAAAAUGCAUUGGUGAAGAAAGUCAGACAGCUGAUUAUGCUGACAAGGAUCAUAAGCAGUGCCACUUUAACAGAGCAUUACCGAGUGACUGUGAACGUGACCAACCUGACGAAAACACCUUGUACAACCUGUCAGACAGGGUUGGCUUGAGAACUACUGAUAACUGUGACCUUAAUAAUGGCAAUCCAUGCCAUACUCAGUUUGGUGCAGCUACAAACAUUAAAAUUAAAAUAGAAGAGCCCCACACCAUGGACAACCACAAAGCAUUUUCUCCUCAGUACAGAUAUGUUGAUUGCACAAUGACACCACUUUAUGGGUCCACGCCGUCUUGGCGUUAUGUUGAAAAGGGGACUUUCGUGAAUAACUUUGGUGGUUCUCCUGAAUAUCCAAGUAAUGAUUUAGCAGUUCAGGAUAAUAUUAUCACAUCUGACUCAUGGUACUCAAGUGGACAGCUAGAUAGAGGGCCACAUCCAGCCUCAGGCCAUGUUAAAAAUGAAAUGGACAGCUGGAUCGAUGGAUACUACAACAUACGGUUCCUGAAAAUCUGCAGGGUAGAGGAAGGAGGAUGGGUGGAAGAAGUUUCUCCUGGUUACCUGCCAUACUAUUCAUUGGAUAAUGGCAAGACCUUUGGAGAAACAGCAUCAUCAGCCAAAAAAAGAUCGGAGAAUACAAGGAAUCUUGGUCUCCAAAUGGACUACUUUUUCCAACCACAGAAAACCUGUCUCAUUUGUGGGGAUGAGGCAUCAGGAUGUCAUUAUGGAGCACUCACUUGUGGCAGUUGCAAGGUGUUCUUCAAGAGAGCAGCUGAAGGAAAACACAAGUUUCUGUGCGCUAGCAGAAACGAUUGCACUAUUGAUAAAGUACGCAGAAAAAACUGUCCAUCCUGCCGUUUGAGAAAAUGCUUUGCAGCUGGAAUGACACUUGGAGGUCGAAAAUUAAAGAAUACACGACCAUUCCAAAGUGCAGAGGAUACUGACUCUUCAGUUGUCCAAAAGCAACAGAACGCCACUAUCUCCAUUGUCCCAAGGAUUGGUGUACCAAGGAUGCAGAAAUUUCAGUGUCAACCUCUGUUUCUUGCUGUGCUACAGUCCAUUGAGCCUGAUAUGGUAUAUGCAGGCUAUGACAAUACACAGCCUGAUACAUCUGCCAGUUUGUUAACAAGUCUCAAUGAACUGGGGGAAAGACAACUUGUGCGCGUUGUCAAGUGGGCAAAGGUUUUACCAGGUUUUCGCAACUUACAUGUGGAUGACCAAAUGAGUCUCAUACAGUAUUCGUGGAUGGCAGUUAUGGUCUUCGCAAUGGGAUGGAGGUCUUAUAGAAUUGUGAAUUCCAGAAUGCUCUACUUUGCACCAGACUUGGUAUUUAAUGAGCAACGGAUGCAAAAAUCAACUAUGUAUGAUCUCUGUUUGGAAAUGCAGCGACUGUCCCAGGAGUUUCAGUGGCUUCAGAUCUCUCAGGAUGAGUUCCUUUGCAUGAAAGUAUUGCUACUGUUUAGCAUUAUACCAGUUGAAGGUCUGAAAAACCAGAAAUACUUUGAUGAGCUACGUUUGAACUACAUUCAGGAACUAGACAGAGUAAUUUCCUUUCAAGGAAAAGAUACCACAAAUAAUCCACAGCGUUUUUAUCAACUAACCAAGCUCUUGGACUCACUGCAGAUAACAGUGAGGAAACUCCACCAGUUUACAUUCGAUCUGUUCGUUCAGUCUCAGUCUCUGAGCGUCCAGUUCCCUGAAAUGAUGGCAGAGAUAAUCUCUGCCCAGGUACCAAAGAUCCUAGCUGGUAUGGCUAAACCGCUUCUUUUUAAUGAACAGUGACGUUCAUUGCUUGCAUAUGUUAUACUGCCUGUAACUGUACUACCUAGUGUUAAUCUUGUUUUCAAAUGCAUCAGUUCAGUCAGAUGCUAUAUGUGUUCUGAUAAAGAAAUGAAAAAAAAAUUUGUACAGAAUCUACCUUUAUUUCCAGUGGUCAGUUGACCACCCAGUUACAGAGUUGGUCAUGUUAUACAGCCAAUCUGAGGUAGGCAGGUUACAAUCUUAUUGACUGGUUAUUAUGUUGGACCACACAAAUUACUGGUUGAUCCCUUGGUUACAUUUAGUAAGAAUCAGCUGCAUUCACCUCUUUAUUGGUCCUUCAGAGUAGUUCCAUUUACUGAUUUUUACUUAAAGCUACCUACUUAUUUUUAUUAUUUUGAAACUACCUAGUUACCUGUUUUCAUUUUACAUCCUUAAAACAUAUCAGAUAUCAAUUUUGCCUCAUGUUAAAUAUUGCCGCACAUCAUGUUUCAUUGCAUUUAUACAAAAAAUGUUAAGAAGCAAAAUUUGAUCUAAAUUGCGUUUUCUUUUAAAAUUUGCACUAAAAUAUUUCCUUUCCUGAAUGCCAGAAAAGCAGUAUGUGUAAUGGUAGAAUUGUAGAAGGGUUCCCGAAUUAUUAAAUGAAUUUUUCUUGUUUGCCAGAAUUCAUUCUAAUGUUUAAAACAUCCAUUCAAAAGCCUAAAAUCAGUUUGGAUCCAAAUAUUUCAUAUUUCAUUUUUAAAGAAUGCUCAAGUACUGUGCUGUUUUGUGCAAGAUUUGGUAUCUGGUGUUUGUGCUUAGUUGAUGAAUUCAACUUUUGUCUUAUCAAUGUAACAAACAUCAGAAUCCCACAUUUUAUAUCUACCAAAGCUUUUUUAAACAAUUAAACGAGGUUUCUGUUAUACACUUUUAUUUAAAUUGUCCAUGCAGUGUAGCACAAUGCCAACUGCAUAUUUGAUUAUUUAGGCUGAAUUUGUGCGUGCCAGAAUUUAUUUUAUUCUGAAAACACAGAGAAAAAAACGUUAGCAUGAAACAUUUGGCCUUUAAAUAAUGCAAGUAGACUCAACCUGGCAGUGGAAGGCACACACUAUUUAAUUCCUUUUCUAACUUAAAAAUUGUAAGCAUUUUUGUUGGUACGUUAUUUUCCUGGCAACCUUAGUAUUUUAAUUAGUUUUUUCAAAAUCGCUAUUUUGUUAAACUUGCACAAAGGCAUUACAAAACCACUUCCAAACACAGUAUAACUGUAUUUAUCUGCAUGAUACCAUUUUAUUUGCACCAUUUUGGCUUACUGAAAACCAUUUAAGUUAUUGUUGUUUUUCUGAAAAAAUGAUGCAUGAAUAUGGGCCAUUUGGUCAAAGUAUCUGGCAUUCAAAGAAAAAGACAUUAAUGCCAGUGAAAAUUUUCAAAAAUAAUUGCAACAGUCCUUUUAUUUUCAGAUAUGAGCAUGUUAAUAAUCAUUUAGUGUCUGCAAUAAAAGAAAAUGGUGUAAAUUUCUAAAUUUCAGUGUAGAGUAAAUACACAGACAAUGCAUUUUUCCAUUUGCAGUACUUUCAGAAAUAAAUGUCUCAUGUAAAAAUGUUACUGUAGGGCUAUAAAAUUUAAGCAUUUUUUUCUUCAUCUGUGCACAACACCAGUAUACUGCAUACCUUGUUUGGACUUCUUUCUGAAUUAAAAUUUCUUAUUUUCAGUGCAGCCAAAAGGCAGGCGAAAACUAGGUGUACAAUUCUAUAAGCAAAUUCUUUAACAAAAAUUUGUAUUUUUGGAGGGGUGUGUGGGGAAGAAAGAAGAAUGCACUUGUUAAUAUUUUUAAGCAAAUUAAAAGGACUUUUAUUUUAAAAUGACUUAGUUGUUGCUUUUCUUUUGGUAUGCAGGAAUGAGGAUGCCUGUCUUCAGAGUAGGCUAUAUUUUUGUUGUUGUGUUUGAUUGCAUAUAUUUUAUAAAUGUCUUGACUUAGUUCCUUGGUCACUAAAUCUGUGACUCCCAGUCACAUGGAAGACUAUAGGCAGUAGGAGCAUACAAAUCCUGAACCUUCUUUCUUGUUUCUUUCCCAAAAAAACUGAUUAGAGAUUUUGUUGCCUCAGGAAAUAAAUGGAAACUUUGAGAGCUAUGGAAUGGACCAGUGUAUUUUGUCCAAUAUUUACAAAUAAAUGCCUAAUGUUUACUCAACUUAUAUUACCAUAUCUAAAUUAUUUGACUCAUGACACUAGUAUUGUUCCAAACUAAGCUAUUAUUAUACAGCAGUUUAUGCUGAGUAUUGGCACAAAUGAAAUAUAAUAAAGCAUUGUUUAAAUUUGAAACAACUUUUUCUCCAUUGGCCUUUUCAGGCCAUGAAAGUGAUUUGCAAAAUUUGUUUAAAAAUUUUUAAUUCUUCAAAGUCUUUCAAAAUACACAAGAUUAGAAGGUGCUAACAUUUCAAAAGUGAAGAUCAGUUAAUAUAAACAGGUUAUAGUUUGCAAAUGCACUCAUCUUUAUUAACCAUGAUGAAAUGUGAGUAGAGUUUUACUUAUCAUGUGUACAAUGGAUGUCUUGUAAUGAAAACACCACUUUUAUUCAGUCAUUCCUAUUGAGCGGAUAGUAUAUAAUGUAUAGAAAUUAAAUAGACGUCUACCACAGUGUUCCUCUCAGACAGCUAUCAUUGUUAGGAAUUUCCAAUUAACAUGUAUACAGUUGUACUUCAAUUUUUGCAUUUACAGAUUUUUUCAAAGACUGACUGUAAUGUCCUACAAAUAAUUAUCACAUAUCCAUAGAUACCAUUGCAAGUGCCUCUACAAAUUUGUAAAAAAAUUACUACACAGAGGAAAAUGUAUCUUCAUAUGUUAGAAUGCAGUCAGGCAUUGAUGAACAUGAUUCUUAGAUUACUUUUAACUGGAAUAUUGUCACUGGGAGCCAGUAUUUCCGGUAAGGUAUAGUGAUUUCUUCUCCCCCAUGUUUUAAACUUUUAUUUCAUAUUUCACAUUACCAGUCACUGAACAUAAAAACCCUCAGAUGUUCAAUUCAGGACACAACUUUAAUUCCAUUGUAAUUAUAAGUAUAACGGUAUCAAUGUGUAAGUCCUUCUGUAAUCCUCGUUACUUUAUAAAGAACAAGUUACACUGCAUUGUGUGAACAGAGUAUGUUACUUGCAUGUAAUGUACAGUGAAAUUAUCCCAGUUACCCCUGUUGGGAAAGUCACAUAAUAUUAAAUUAUUUUAGGUCAGAUCACAGAAGCAGAAAUUUGCAAAUAAUCACUACCUACUUUGAAAUGCAGCACCAACAUGGGGAAAAAUAAAACUGCUGACAAAAGACUUUGAAGAAUCCCCCACCGUAAUGCAUAUAAUGCGCAAUAACACAAACUAAAGUGUUUUGCAAGAAUAUAAUGCACAUUGAGCGUACAAAAUACCGUGAUUUCUAAUACCAUUACAACCAGACAUUUACUGCCUGUAGUACGCUCCAGUCUGUGUUUUCCUGUACAUGCAGAGACUGGGAUGCCUUACCAUCGGCUGUUUCAAAUAACCAAAAAUAGAAAAUGCUGCAAACACUCAUAAAGAUAGAUCACAUCAGUGGAGAAAACAGAUCAGUUAACAAUUUGGCUGUACACUGUUCUUAAACUUUCUUUUUGAAGAAGGCUCUGCGCCCAAAAUGUUAACUGCUUUGUUUUCUCCACUGAUGCAUGAGAUGCUGAGUGUUUCAAACAUGUUCUUUUAUCAGAAAUCUCUUGUAGUCCAUGAAUGAAAACUUGCUAGAGUAUUGAAGUAUUUCUCCCUUUUAUCCAAAAUCAGUCACAAAUAGCUGUUUAGUGUAAUUAUUCCCGACAUGCAGAGGGUCUCAGCCCCUUCCUGAUCAAUACCAUGUAUUGAAUGAAUGUAUGUGUCACCCCAUUUUCAGAUUUAAUGACUGUCAAUAUAUAAGGCUCCAUCCCUGUAAUGGCCUGAGGAUAGAAAUAUUUUGUAAAAAUAAGCACCUUACAAGUGACAAAUUUUAUCAGACUGUGUUGAUUCUUUUUUGUAUUCUUGAGCAUUUGUUAA
This is a messenger RNA of Stegostoma tigrinum, 8093 nucleotides long. It is a transcript of the gene ar, whose product is annotated as androgen receptor. Gene Ontology annotation, molecular function: zinc ion binding; DNA-binding transcription factor activity; sequence-specific DNA binding. Gene Ontology annotation, biological process: male gonad development; regulation of DNA-templated transcription. The transcript has 9 exons. NCBI's taxonomy places the organism in Eukaryota, Metazoa, Chordata, Chondrichthyes, Orectolobiformes, Stegostomatidae. The record is from RefSeq and is a predicted model, not a curated record. The coding region runs from base 1405 to 4113 and encodes 902 amino acids.